CUUCACUUUUCCAUCUUCCAUCACAUCUCAUCCGCAAUCCUAACCUUCCCGUUCCUUCGCCUCUCCAGAGACAGAGAAUAACCGUCGGCUCUCCACUGUGGAAUCUACUCAAACCGAAAGGUCGUUACAGGAGCAGCAGCAUUCCGUUGCUGGUGAAUCUCAUCAGCACACAUCAGCACCUGAGGCACGGACGGUCUAUCAAGUUCGGGCCAACGAGCAGGGAUGAAGCUUCGUCACCUGGUUUGGGCGGCCGCUCUGCUGGCCCAAUCUCUGCUCUCGGAGGGAAAAGGGAAAGAUUACUACGGGGCCCUAGGGCUCAAGAAGAAUGCCAAGGAAUCUGAUAUCAAGAAGGCUUACAGGAAACUAGCUCUCAAGUACCAUCCUGACAAGAACCAAGACAGGCAGGAGUGGGCUAACAAAAAGUUCGCCGACGUCGCCGAGGCUUAUGAAGUCCUGUCGGACGCCGAGAAACGGAGUAUCUACGACCAAUUUGGCGAGGAAGGUCUCAAGCAUGGCGCCGGUGGCGGCGACGGAGGAGCGGGAGGCUUUCCCGGUGGCGGUGGCGGUGGCUUCCACGGAUUCGGCGGGUUUCCUGGCCAAGCAGGCGGUGGCGGAGGGCAUAGAUUCCAUUUCGAGGCUGGAGACGCGCACAGAACGUUCGAGCAGUUCUUCGCAACUGGGACCCCCGGAGGCGGUGGGGGCGGCAACAUCUUCGAUGAGUUUUUUGGCGGCGGUGGUGGCGCGAAGCCCCCGCAGGACCUCUACCCAAAGGGCUCCAAAGUUGGCAAGCUUUCCGAGAACAAGUUUCCCAAAGCGGGCUCCGCGCACGUCUGGUUGGUCCACUUCUACUCUCCCCAGAGCCGCGAGUGCAGCCAGCUUGCCCCCACGAUGGAAAAACUAGCAGAGGUGCUUCAAGGCGUGGCGAAGGUCGGAGCGAUGGACUGCACAGGGAAGGCGGAGCGCUUCUGCGUCCAGCAAGGGGUUCGAGAGUUCCCCGGCUUGAUGCUCGUCGUUGCCGGCGAGAACACGGAUUACGAAGGAGUCGCCGACCUGAAGUCAUUGCACGAAUUUGUUCUUGAGGGCUUGCCAUCAGAGCACGUGGCGAAUCUUCGUCGUAGAGACCAGGCCGACUCCUUCCUGCAGUCAGAGUGCCAGGAGGGUUCAGAGUGGGGCUCGUGCGGCAUUCUUUUCACGAACAAGUUCGAGACUUCGUCGGCUCUCAAGGCCCUCGCGUUCCGUUACCGUGGAAGGGCCUACCUCCCACCGCCACCCGCCAGGUCGCGUUCGGAGAAGUUCGCGGAAAGAAUGACGCACUAGCGAAUAGCUUCCACAUCUCUUCGUACCCAAGCCUCGUCUUCUUCUGCGGCGGGAACGCCGGCGUUUCUUUUUCGUACGAG
Molecule: messenger RNA, 1397 nt
Organism: Ectocarpus sp. CCAP 1310/34
Lineage: Eukaryota; Phaeophyceae; Ectocarpales; Ectocarpaceae
Source: the annotation of a GenBank genome assembly